CCCGCCCCAGGGCCGCUUCCUGCGCCCCGCCCCGCUCGGGACGUGCGCCGCGCGGCCAUGGCGGCUGUGGACAUCCGAGAUAAUCUGUUGGGAAUUUCCUGGGUCGACAGCUCCUGGAUUCCAAUAUUAAACAAUGGGAGUGUGUUGGACUAUUUCUCAGAGCGAAGCAACCCUUUCUAUGACCGAACAUGUAACAAUGAAGUCGUCAAAAUGCAGCGGAUGACCCUGGACCAUUUGAACCAGAUGGUUGGAGUGGAGUACAUCCUUCUUCAUGCUCAAGAGCCCAUUCUUUUCAUUAUCCGAAAGCAGCAAAGGCAAUCUCCAACACAAGUUAUGCCAUUGGCUGACUACUAUAUUAUUGCUGGAGUGAUUUAUCAAGCACCUGACUUAGGGUCUGUCAUUAACUCCAGAGUUCUCACUGCAGUGCAUGGAAUUCAGUCUGCUUUUGAAGAAGCCAUGUCCUACUGUCGCUAUCACCCAUCCAAGGGCUACUGGUGGCAUUUCAAAGAUCAAGAAGAACGAGAGAAAACUAAACCAAAAGCCAAGAAGAAAGAAGAACCAAGCUCUAUUUUCCAAAGACAACGGGUAGAUGCUUUGCUUUUAGACCUAAGACAAAAGUUUCCACCCAGAUUUGUUCAGCAAAAGCCCGGAGAAAAGCCUAUCCCAGUGGAUCAAAUCAAGAAGGAACCAGAACCAGCUCCUGAAGCUGUCAAGACAGAGGAAAAAGAGACUGUCAAGAAUGCCCAGAGUGCUGGUGCUAAAGGACCACCUGAAAAACGAAUGAGACUCCAGUGAAGAGAGAAGCUAUUACACAUCUGGAUUAGUCAGUACCUGGAAAACAGGAGAUUCUUGCUCCCUUUUCUUUAUAUUUAAGCUCUUCCACUGAGACUGACAAUUCAGGGACUGAGAUCCCUGUAACAGCUUUUUCUGUAGAAAAUUCUCAUGCAAAUGUUAAUGCCAGAAUGUGAGCUGCCCCAAAGGAGGUGUUUUCUGUCUUCAUCUUAUUUUGAAUGCGGGCUUCUGAGAAUGGUUUUUACAUGGACAUGUUCAGCAGCCUCCUGAAAUCUUUACAAACUCUUGCAUCCUUUGUCUAGGUUUCCUAUGUAAAAAGAAAAAAAAUCCUUUUAUAUGUAAAAAGGAAUUGGAAUUCUUGGCAAAUAAAACUCCUGGCUGCUGGAAUGCCUUUCUUAAAUGUAUACUUUAUUAUUAGCAAAUAUGUCAUAUAUGCUGGCAGCAUUUUUUUCUUUUCUUGGACAUUGGAAUAUAUUGUGUUCUAUUUUGAGGAGGAAAAGUUAGGUUCCCCACUACAAAUUGUUGUGCCUCUAGUGUACUUGGGAUAAAGAUAAAAGAUUUGAUAACUGGACCCUCAAAUCCAUGUAGUUAGAUGUCAGAAUGGUCUUUGUUUCUAGAUAUUCUUGGACACUGGUUUAAUUAAUAGUUAAGAUGAUAGUUUAUUACAGAAGUUAGUGUUUUGGGAGAGAGAUUUAUGACAUAAAACAGGCUAAAAUUUCUUGAUAUUGCACACUCAGUGAAGCUGUUUAUAUUUCUAAUUUUUCACUGUAACUCAAAUAUAUCAAUCACAUCUCUUCCUCUGUGCUCCUAGCACUUCCUUGCUCCUUCAUUAGAUGUGCCCCUUUUAGAUUUGUGGAAGAGUGGAAGAGAAACAUCACUGACACCUGUACACUUACUUCAGCUUAGUGCUUGUAUAAAACCUUUUUU
Molecule: messenger RNA, 1719 nt
Organism: Parus major (Great Tit)
Lineage: Eukaryota; Metazoa; Chordata; Aves; Passeriformes; Paridae
Gene: MED6
Product: mediator complex subunit 6
Exons: 8
Coding region: 58-795 (245 amino acids)
Biological process (GO): regulation of transcription by RNA polymerase II
Cellular component (GO): mediator complex; core mediator complex
Molecular function (GO): transcription coactivator activity
Source: RefSeq, a predicted model, not a curated record